AUGGCAAGGUCCGUAUGCGACAAUCGUGUCUUUAUCACUGGUGUCACUGGAUACAUCGGGUUCCAAACACUCCUCUUGGCCCUUAAAAGAGGGUACAAUGUUCGCGCAGUGGUGCGCAAAAGAGAAUCGGUCGUCGAAUUGAAGCGACACCCCGCCAUCAAUAGCAGUGUUGAUAACGCGCAACUUGUCUUUGUCGUUAUCCCGGACUUCCUGGAACCAGAUGCGUUUGUCCCACACUUUGAUGGAAUCGCUACUAUCAUCCAUCUGGCCUCGCCUCUGGGCUUUUCGGCCGACAAUCUUGUUGAAGGAAUUGUCAAACCGGCGGUCUCUAUGGUCAUGGCCGUUCUAGAAGCUGCUGCUCGCCAGCCUUCCGUCCGCCGCGUGGUGCUGACAUCCUCGUGUGUCACCUUGAUUCCAUAUGAAUGGAAUAUGAAACCUGACAACGAAAGACUCUACAAUGUAAAUGACAUCAACGACAACAUGGACGGCCCAUAUGAAACCGCCAUGGAAGCCUACUGGGCCUCCAAAGCCCUUGCUCGAACUGCGACAAGAAACUUUGUACGCGACACCCAGCCUCAAUUCGAUUUUGUCAACCUGUUGCCGUCGGUCGUCAUUGGGCCCGACACUCGUCUUGACUUCGACCCUGCUGCGACGUCGGAUAACCUUAACCAAGGCACACGGGCUAGCGUCCUUGCACCUGCACUUGAUUCGUCGCGCAACUCACCUUUCCCUUAUGUCGGCACUCCUGUGCACGUUGCCGAUGUUGCGCGAGCUCAUGUGGACGCAAUUAACAGAACCCAUGUCCCGGGAAACUCGGAGUAUAUCUUGUCGUCCGACACGCCGGAUGGUGUUGAGUGGGAUAUAGACAUUCAGAAAAUUUGCAGAGAGCAUUUUCCUGAACAAGUCUUGAACAAAGAAUUGCCUAUGGAAGGGACUCUACCGGCAAUCAAAUGGAGGUUGGAUGCUGAUGAUACACAUAAAGUGUUUGGGUGGCAAUUUGUGCCAUUCUCGGAGACUGCGAAGGAGCUUCUCUCGCAAUACCUGAAGCUUCAUGCCAAGAAGGGAUGA
Penicillium verhagenii is the source of this 1068-nucleotide messenger RNA. RefSeq names its product NAD(P)-binding protein. Gene Ontology annotation, molecular function: oxidoreductase activity, acting on the CH-OH group of donors, NAD or NADP as acceptor. The transcript has 5 exons. The record is from RefSeq and is a predicted model, not a curated record. NCBI's taxonomy places the organism in Eukaryota, Fungi, Ascomycota, Eurotiomycetes, Eurotiales, Aspergillaceae. The coding region runs from base 1 to 1068 and encodes 355 amino acids.